AUGAACUACCAUUAUGCAGCGGAGAACGUGCCCCUUGGCUUCGUGUCGUGCGACUUGUCCGGGUCGCCCGUGCUCUUGCGGCGCAACCACAUGUCGGUGUUCUUUUCGGCCACCGCUUCGAUCCUCGGCGACCGCCCGGUGACGAUGGGAGACCUCUACGACUCGAUUCUAUUGCUUACGUUGUUUGCAAUAGCAUCCUACUAUGCUUCGCUCGAACGCCAGUGCGCCGGUCGCCAUGUUCCGACCGUCCUUGCGCGGACCGUAAGCGUGCUGUCUGGUGACGCGGCAACGCAAACGUCGUUUGAGCGCCAAGGACGUGGCUGCGACCGGCCUCGCCCCGCCCUUCACCGUAUGAGCGCCGUCGUCCUGCAUGACAUGCGCGCCGCGGCUACCGCCAGUGCGUGCUUUGUGACCUUUCUCUUCGAUGCGACGCCGUCAUUUCUCGCGGAGGUGACGCUCUACGUGGCCGACGGUGUCUACGAAAGUGCCCACGCCGCACUCCAGAAGCUGGCUGCGCUCGGUGCAAGUGCGCCGUCGCUGGACGACUCUGUGACGCUGACCGUCGAUGUCGUCUGUGACGUGAGCUGGGGUAUGUUUGAAGCGCAAGUCGAAGAGCUGCCUCUGUGGCAAGCCGCCAUCACCCACGUGCACGUGUCGCCGGCCAAGUCGUCGCAGACUGCGUGGACCUUGCACCGUCUACUCUACAUCUUGUACCCCUUUGCGCCGUCCGUUCUUCAGGUCGAGCGAGACGCACUCCUUGCAGCCUCGGAGGUCUUGGAGCUCGUACCCGAUGCGCAUCGGUGGUUUGUGUCGCAGGUCGGUCUCGCCUCGGACGCUGGCGACUGCGCUCUGACCGUUGUCUCGGCCUCGGAUGUUCCCAAGCGGCUGCUUUUGCUGCUGCUGCUGACACACCUUGCGACCCCGCCCUGUGCGCCCUUGUCGUCGAUCGAGCUCGCGUCGGCGAUUGCGCUUGAGAUUAAGCUCGACCUGAAGGUCGUGGGAAGACUUCUCAAUGCUGCAUGGAAUGGCAAGUUGGCUGACGUCCAAUAUUAUCUCGACAAAGGAGUCAACGUCAAGUGCACGGACAGCGAUGGUUGGACACCAUUGCACUACGCUGCUUCCGGAGGUCAAGUGGACGUCGUCCGCAUCCUGCUUGACAAAGGCGUCGAUGUGGACGCGCCCGAUGUGAUUGGUUAUACACCACUACACCGUGCCGCUGAAAGCAAAAAGUCAGAAAUUGUCGAACUACUCUUGGGAAAAGGCGCCAAAAUCGACGCCAAAAACAAGCUCUUUGAUGCUCUGCGCAACAAGCGCAUUGAUGACGCCAUGCGCAUUCUUCAAAAAAACUUUCUCUACGGCAACCUCCGUGACAGCUCUGAGACACCGUUGCUGCACUUGGUCGUGGCAACGCAAGAUCUAUCGCUGCUUCAAACGUUGCUUCGGAAACCUGACCUUAAAAUCGAUGCCAAAGACUCGGUAUUUCCAUAA
Messenger RNA from Saprolegnia parasitica CBS 223.65, 1488 nucleotides. RefSeq lists its product as hypothetical. Bases 1 to 1488 code for a protein of 495 amino acids. Lineage: Eukaryota; Oomycota; Saprolegniomycetes; Saprolegniales; Saprolegniaceae. The transcript is spliced from 12 exons. Gene Ontology annotation, molecular function: protein binding. The record is from RefSeq and is a predicted model, not a curated record.